Daucus carota subsp. sativus is the source of this 720-nucleotide messenger RNA. RefSeq lists its product as uncharacterized. NCBI's taxonomy places the organism in Eukaryota, Viridiplantae, Streptophyta, Magnoliopsida, Apiales, Apiaceae. Gene Ontology annotation, biological process: rRNA processing. The transcript has 5 exons. The record is from RefSeq and is a predicted model, not a curated record. Gene Ontology annotation, cellular component: nucleus. Bases 99 to 530 code for a protein of 143 amino acids. Gene Ontology annotation, molecular function: peptidyl-prolyl cis-trans isomerase activity; DNA binding.
CAUAAACAGAGUUGGAGUGCAGUAAAACCUUGUUGGCCGUUUGAGUUCUCAUCUUCUUCCCUGUAUCUCAAUCCACACAGCUAUAGUGUGCAGUAAUUAUGGGAAAAGACGGAAAGGCGGGAGGAAAGGGUAAGGGAAAACAAGCAGCAGGUGGUAGUGAUGAAAGUUCUGGAAAGGGCAAAGGGAAAGGUGGGAAGGCAGCAGAUGGCCUUGGUACCUGCACAUAUGUCAAAGCUAGGCAUGUUUUAUGUGAGAAGCAAGGAAAAAUUAAUGAAGCAUACAAGAAGCUGCAAGAUGGCUGGCUUAACAAUGGAGACAAGGUGCCACCAGCUGAAUUUGCAAAGAUAGCAGCUGAAUACUCAGAGUGUCCAUCUGGCAAGAAAGGUGGAGAUCUAGGAUGGUUUCCGCGUGGCAAAAUGGCUGGUCCAUUCCAGGAAGUUGCCUUCAAUACACCUGUUGGGGUGACCAGUGCACCAUUUAAAUCAACGCAUGGGUACCACAUUAUAUUGGCCGAAGGGAGGAAGAACUGAGAAUCCUUACCGUUCAAAAGGAAUACUAUUUUAGGGUGGCAUAGUUAUGGAAGUGAUGUACUGAUUAUCUUGCAAGAUGUUUGGCCCUAUAAUGGGAACAAUGACUUGAUGUUGGAUGUUCUUCCCUAUAACUGUCGGUCUGUCAUAAAAUAUUCUUCACUGUUUUAUGUUGCUAUAUCUUUUUUUUUUC